CAUGUUAUCAACAGCUCAUCUUUAGGGUCUUUAACCGCCCAUCACAUCCCGGACACUCUCUAUCAUUUUUUUUUUUUUUUACAGAUUUGUUAUAAGCCAUUAAAAAGAAAAGCUUUUGGUUUUACAGGUUGUCCAAAAUCCAUUUAUUAACUCAGCACAGAUCAGUGUGACUUUCUGUGUUGCUUUUGUUUUUAUUUUUAUUAACAACAUGAUAAUAUACAAACAUUCAGGUAGAGAACAACAGCACAUAGAAAUCAAAUUUUGUAUAAAAACUCAAACUUUGUAUAGCCAUGGUAAGGCUGGGUCAACGUGAGUCAGCUGGUUAGUGUGGCAAUAAAUCUUGCAACUUAUUUUGACAAACCGACUCAGGGUAGAGUUAGAGAAAUGGCUCCUAAAAGAAUAUUUAGGAGUGAUGCCGAAGGACGGAAGAAGAGAAAAUUGGAAAUGGAAAAAGAACACAGGAUAAAGGUAGCCUAUGUGAUGUGAAUCUGACACUCGUUUUUCUUGCAACAUUAAAGUGUGUUUAUGAAUGAAAUCGAAUUAAACGGAACAUAGCCACAGUUAAUUUGACGCUGGCUAGAAAUAAUAAAUGCAUCUGAAACGUUUUUCAUUAGAACAUGCUUGUUUUUUUUCACUGCUUGCUAACAGUUAGCUAACCUGAGUAGGAUUGUAAGGCUAGCUUUGCUUGUUACAUGCCUACCAAUGUUUUCUUGCAACAGUCAUGUUUUUUAACAAAUUAAACUGAACAUAGCCACAAUAAUUUUAACCUGCCAAGCUGGCUAGAAAGUAUGGAUAUAUUAUUAAUUUUAGCUGAAACACUUUUCAUUAGAACAAGCUUGAUCAUUUGCAUAUUUGGAUAAAAUUGCACUUCUGUGGUUAAUAAACAGGCCUGGAAGAUACAUAUAACAUACCUAUGUAAUGUCUUCUAGACUAUAUUUCAAAAACAAUAAAAGUCUAAUGUAUAAUCUUUUCAGGGGCAUUAUUGAAAUAUUUUGAAGCUACCUCCGCUGCACCAGGACCAUCUACCUCGUCAGCUGACAUGACUGCUGCUGAGGGAACAUCUUCAGAGACUUCAGGGCAUCUUCGCCCUCCGCUGACGAGACUGCAGCUGCAGAGGUCAUAACAGAAGUACCACAGCCUUAUACAUCCUCCUCCAACGUGACUGCAUCUGCAGACACUUUGCAAGUGUUAAGUGUUUCUUAAAUUUCUAUAUAUUUUAUUAAGCAAAUAAAAUUAGUUCAUUCAGUUGUGAGCAGUAUGAUUUGAUGGUUGCUGGGAGUGUUUUGGGACCACAAACAAAAUCUUGUUUAGGGCCACCAAAAUCCUAGGGCCGGCCCUGCUUAGAAUUGAGCUAGCUUAACUGGCGUUAGCUUUAAAGCUACUGUUAGCAAACUACGGCAGCCUACGCGUUUUAACGGUUCAGCUUCACUCUGGUAACCUAGAGAUUUACUUGAUAUGAGUGUGAUAUUAGCCAGCAAUUACCCUCCUGUAGCUGAAAUAAUAUGAGCAACAAAAGCUACACUAACGUUACUCAAUGACUGGAUUUAGUAUUGGUGUAAUUUAAUAUAAAUGAUAUAAAGGGAAUAUGCCCAACGGCAACUUCCGACCCAGUCCUGCCGGUUUCAGUCAGUGCUCAGCCCCGUAGUGUCGUUAUGCCAGAGUAUUGGCUGGUAUUCGGCAAAUUAUGCAGAUUUCUGGACGUCGAAGGAGGGCUGGAGGUUGGGCCAGCGGCAUGCUACGUGUCUUGGUAGUCCCUUUUAAACCCCCUCGUCUUCUUCGAUUGCCGCAGCCAAAAGUUUGUAGGUUACAGCCCAAGCGAGCGGCAGACCCCUCCAUCCAGGCCUGUGUGUGCGUGUGUGUGAAGGUGUGUGAAGCCCGGUGUUCAGCAGUCCGUCGGCGGCGUUAACGUUACACUCUUGCGAAAUGUCCGGAGUGAAAAAGCUACGUACGGAUCUCAACAGGUCCACCAAUGUGGUGUACCAGGCCCACCAUGUCAGCCGGAGUAAGAGAGGGCAGGUCGUGGGCACCAGGGGAGGCUUCAGAGGCUGUACCAUCUGGCUCACCGGCUUGUCUGGUGCCGGGAAAACUACCAUCAGUUUUGCCAUGGAAGAGUACCUCAUGUCUCAUGCUAUCCCUUGUUACUCACUGGACGGAGACAACAUUCGCCAUGGCCUGAACAAGAAUCUGGGCUUCUCUGCCGAAGACCGCGAGGAGAACAUCCGUCGUGUCGCUGAGGUGGCCAAACUGUUUGCUGACGCUGGGCUGGUGUGCAUCACCAGUUUCAUAUCUCCUUUCUCCAAGGAUCGCGAUGAGGCGAGGAAGAUCCAUGCAAGUGCCGGGCUACCCUUUUUUGAGGUGUUUAUCCACGCCUCUCUUGAGGUCUGUGAGAGCAGGGAUGUGAAAGGACUUUACAAGAAGGCUCGCGCAGGAGAGAUCAAAGGUUUCACUGGGAUUGACUCAGAUUAUGAGCGUCCUGAGGUUCCAGAUCUUGUGCUGAAAACUGGAGAGCUCUCAGUGAACGAAUGCAUCCAACAAGUGUUGGAGCUGCUCAGGGACCAGAAUAUUGUACCAAGUGGGAUCAUGGAGGAGGUGAAUGAACUCUUUGUUCCGGAGAACAAGCUGAAUCUCGCUGUGGCUGACGCAAACACGCUUCCCACCAUUAGCAUCACCAAGUUGGAUCUACAGUGGGUGCAGGUUUUGGCAGAGGGCUGGGCCAGCCCUCUCAAGGGCUUCAUGAGAGAGAGAGAGUUCCUCCAGGUUUUACACUUUGGAAACCUGUUGGAUGACGGGGCCAUCAACCUGUCUGUUCCCAUCGUCCUGCCUGUUAGCACUGAGACCAAGCAGGAGCUGGACGGCUGCGCGGCUGUAGCUCUUGAGUACCAGGGUUCACGUGUGGCUAUUCUCAGGAACCCAGAGUUCUACGAACACCGCAAGGAGGAACGCUGUGCCAGACAGUGGGGCACCACUUGUCCACAGCACCCUUACAUUAAGAUGGUUAUGGAGGGAGGUGAUUGGCUGGUAGGUGGUGACCUGGAGGUGCUGGAGCGAAUCCAAAUGAACGACGGACUUGACCAGUACCGCCUUACUCCACAGGAGCUCAAGCAGAAGUUCAAAGACAUGAAAGCAGAUGCGGUAUUCGCAUUCCAGCUGCGUAACCCGGUCCACAAUGGUCAUGCCCUGCUGAUGCAGGACACUAAGCGCCGUCUGCUGGAGCGAGGCUACAAGAAUCCAGUCCUCCUACUGCACCCACUCGGCGGCUGGACCAAAGAUGACGAUGUGCCUCUGGACUGGCGGAUGAAGCAGCAUGCUGCUGUCUUGGAGGAGGGCAUCCUGGAUCCAGCCAACACCAUUGUUGCCAUCUUCCCCUCACCUAUGUUGUACGCUGGACCCACAGAGGUUCAGUGGCACUGUAGAGCCAGAAUGAUUGCCGGAGCAAACUUCUACAUCGUUGGCCGGGACCCCGCAGGCAUACCUCACCCAGAGACUAAACAGGACCUGUAUGACCCCACCCACGGAGGCAAGGUCCUCACCAUGGCCCCGGGCCUCACCUCUGUGGAGAUCAUCCCCUUCAGGGUAGCUGCCUACAACAAGACAAAGAAGGCUAUGGACUUUUACGACACAGAGCAGCAUGCCGAGUUUGAGUUCAUCUCUGGAACCAAGAUGAGGAACAUGGCUCGGAGCGGAGAGAACCCUCCAGAUGGUUUCAUGCCCCCCAAGGCCUGGAAGGUGUUGGUCGAGUACUACACCUCUCAUCAGAAGGACAAGUAAUCAACGCAGCGCUCAGCUCACCAGUUACAGCAUACUAUAAAAGGAUAUAGUUGGUUCAUAAAGGCGGUUAAAUACACAUCCUUCCCUCCAGGAGUAUUUUAGAUACGUUCUUGUUUUAUCUUAUACAAAAAUACUCAUUUAGAGUGAUGAAUUUAGAUUACUAUGAAUAAUGAGUCAUUCUGGCAGGGCUGGGUGUUUUGUACAGGUCUUCACCAAAUCAAAAUGACUUGUCUUAAGCAGUUAAAGCAUUAAAUUUUUACAUUAUUACUAUGUGGUUUAUAAAUCCAUUGUAUGUUUAUAUGCAUAUUAACUUAAGCUAUGUAUUUUAGUAAAUUAAAGGUAACUAGAGAUUUUUUUAUGUUAUUAUUUUAAGUGUAGGAUCACAUCCCAAGGCUGUGUAAUCAGUUUUGAUAUUUACAUGUAAUAUCUGAAGGAUGCAAAGAACAUGUAGAUUUCACUUUUGAUAGCGUUUUAAGGCAGUUAUAUCACUGUCUGUCCAGUUUUUUGUAUGACCUGAAUGAAAGUUACUUGCAGUUUUAUCACUACCUAAAGUACCUACAGUGCCUAUUUGAUUUACAUGUAUGGAUGUCAAUUAAUUCAUCAUGUUAAUGUUUCAUAUUAUAGUGAAAUACAACAUAGAUUUUUUUUAUAAUGUGAAAGUUCUCUCAAAUGACAAAAAUUAUAAAACAGCAAUUGUCUCUGAAAAUGUAAUAAAAUGGGCAUGUGCAUUGAUGUAAUAAAGACCUGCAGUUUUAGGAAGACAAAGUAUGUUAAAUACUUAACUUAUACUUAAAGGGGCUUAUUUGUUAUUAUGGUGACUGUCUAAUACUGGGAUAUUGUGUACUAUAACUUAAACAAGAUGCCCUUUAAUAUAAAGGAUUUAAAUGUU
This is a messenger RNA of Siniperca chuatsi (mandarin fish), 4657 nucleotides long. RefSeq names its product bifunctional 3'-phosphoadenosine 5'-phosphosulfate synthase 2-like. The transcript has 12 exons. Bases 1924 to 3768 code for a protein of 614 amino acids. Lineage: Eukaryota; Metazoa; Chordata; Actinopteri; Centrarchiformes; Sinipercidae. Gene Ontology annotation, biological process: 3'-phosphoadenosine 5'-phosphosulfate biosynthetic process; sulfate assimilation. Gene Ontology annotation, molecular function: sulfate adenylyltransferase (ATP) activity; adenylylsulfate kinase activity; ATP binding. The record is from RefSeq and is a predicted model, not a curated record.